GCAUUGGAUCGAGCAAAAUCCCCCUGAAGAACACCGACUUCACAGUGUGCACACACGCACACUCCCAAAUUUCAUACCUCCAGAUUCCUAUAUUUGUAUGUGAAUACAAAUAUUCCAGUCUUGCUUUUUUGCUAUAAUAAUAAUAAUUCUAUUCUUUCCUGUAAAUCUCUACUCUCCAAUAAUUCAUCCACUUCCAUUCCUCAAGACCUAAAUUCAGCCCCAAUAUUCAGAAUUCAAAACUAUCACCCGCCCACUCUACAAUUAUAUUGUCAUUCAAGACUCAUCAUUUCUAAUUGCAUCCAUACACCUACAAUUUAAGUUUUCAGUACUUUCUGUGUAUGGCAACUUCAGCUAACGCAGCUUCCACUAAAUGUUACUCAGGCAUCUUACGGCGGUUGCUGUGCAGCGGCAGCUUGCCAACGCACCCAUCGGAUCAAUUGGUCGAGUCCAGUACCAGAGAAACUGGUGAUCAAAAGGCUGAAAAAUCUUUGACACCUGUGGAAAAUGUGAAACAGGCUGCAGUAUCAAGUCCAGGAGUUGUGGCAAGACUGAUGGGCUUGGACUCAUUACCCAACACCCCUUUAGCUCCCAAGGAAGCAACAUUGGGUUCUUUCUUCAGAAGCAGGUCUGUGAAUUCCAUUGAUUUUCUCUCACAUUUUGAUCCCAUAAGAAAAGGGCAUCAUCAGCACAGGAGAGUCCGAACAUCGGUUUCGUUUUGUGACGGAAGGGAUGAUGAAACUACUAGUGUAGUUCUAUACUUGGAGGAAGUAGAUGAAACUGCAGAAUACCAACAAGAGCUGGUCAUCAGGAGAAGGCCUAAUGUGAAUUGUCAGAAAGGGAAAAAGACUGAAAAAGUUUUGCAUGAGAAAAGAGUUGCUAAAAAGCCCAGUAAAAAGCUGGAGAUGGAGGAAGAGAGACGGUCAGUUGGAAAAGCGACAACAUCUCAGAAGAAGGAAAUUCAGGGGAGGAAAAGGCUAAGUUCGGAGGAAAGAAGGCCAAUUUUCAAGUCAGUGAACAAUUCUAAGGAAGAAUUGAUGGGAUCAAAGUGUAUGAAGAAGAGAAAGAACAAGAUGCAUUCUGGAUGUAGUCUGAAGAAAGUGCAUCCUGAAGGCUCUGUACCAGCCCGAAAAGUGCGUUCAAGGAAACAUCAGCCAUCCCAAGUUGCCAACUCUGAGAGUCCAUAUUCAAGUAGUGCACAUUCUGAUGAUGGUGAGGUCAGAGCUAUUAUUACAGGGAAAAAUCCAAGGAAAGUGAGUAACAAAGAAAGUUGUUAUUACAAAAGAAUGGUGGAAGAAAUCUGUAGUCCAACAGACGACAAUGUGAAAGAGAAUUGGAUGCAUGGGGUGAUGAUGAAGUUUGAAGAUUUUGAGGAGAUAUGCCAACAGUUUGGACAAGAAAUUCUUGAACUCUUGUUAGAACAGUUGGUCGACGAGCUUCUGCUACUUUACAGUUGUUACCUCUAAUUCUCUAGUAGCACUAGGAAUAUGUGCUCAAAUGAAGAUGAAAGUCAAGACAGAGAAACCCUGUAGUAUAAUUCAUUCAUAUCACUCGAAAACUUGGCUUCAUCUAAUAAUUAUCCACAUUCGUCUACUUCCCUUGUAAUUCUUAAUUGUUGGAAUAUGAUUAACUGGAUAGAACUCAA
This is a messenger RNA of Sesamum indicum (sesame), 1642 nucleotides long. RefSeq names its product ALC-interacting protein 1 (gene ACI1). The record is from RefSeq and is a predicted model, not a curated record. NCBI's taxonomy places the organism in Eukaryota, Viridiplantae, Streptophyta, Magnoliopsida, Lamiales, Pedaliaceae.